Molecule: messenger RNA, 5700 nt
Organism: Larimichthys crocea (large yellow croaker)
Lineage: Eukaryota; Metazoa; Chordata; Actinopteri; Sciaenidae
Gene: celf5a
Product: cugbp, Elav-like family member 5a
Exons: 12
Coding region: 139-1731 (530 amino acids)
Molecular function (GO): RNA binding
Source: RefSeq, a predicted model, not a curated record
GUAUGUGUGUGCGUGUGUGUAUAUGUGCGUGUUGUGUGUGUCGGAUAGAAAGUCAGCCUGGUUUCCAGCUGAGUGCUUGCUCUCUCACAGUGUGUGUGUGUGUGUUGUCAUUAUUAUCCACUCUGCUCCCAGCUCAGAAUGGCCAGAUUCACUCAGACUGAAACAAGAAGGCAGCACCAUCCACAGCAGCCCCAGCCCGCUCACUCCAGCCUGGUUUUCACCGGACCGGGGGCACCACCGACCCAACAUCCACUACUACUUAUCCCACAUCAGCACCAGUACCCUCAGAUCACAUUUCCGAAACCCAUGAACGGGUCAGAACCCAUUUCAAUUCAUCCGGAGAACGGCAACAUGAAAGACCAAGAUGCCAUUAAGCUGUUUAUCGGGCAGAUACCGCGGAACUUGGAAGAAAAAGACCUGAAACCCCUGUUUGAACAGUUUGGGAAAAUCCACGAACUGACAGUUCUCAAGGACCGAUACACCGGCAUGCACAAAGGUUGUGCAUUCCUCACCUACUGCGCCCGAGAGUCGGCCAUCAAAGCCCAGAACGCCCUCCAUGAACAGAAAACACUGCCAGGGAUGACUCGCCCCAUCCAGGUGAAACCGGCUGACAGCGAGAGCCGUGGAGAAGACAGGAAGUUGUUUGUCGGGAUGCUGAACAAACAACAGACCGAGGAGGAUGUGUACCGCCUCUUCGAACCCUAUGGAGUCAUUGAGGAGUGCACGGUCCUAAGAGGUCCUGACGGAAACAGCAAAGGUUGCGCCUUUGUCAAGUUCUCCACACACACUGAGGCUCAGUCUGCAAUCAGUGCCCUCCACGGCAGCCAGACCAUGCCAGGUGCUUCCUCCAGCUUGGUGGUCAAGUUUGCCGACACAGACAAGGAGCGCACCAUCAGACGUAUGCAGCAGAUGGUUGGGCAGUUUGGCAUCUUUAACCCAGCCAUCGCCCUUCCCUUCAGCACCUACAGCUCUUACGCACAUGCGCUCAUGCAGCAGCAGGCAGCCAUCAUGGCAGCAAGCCACGGAGGUUACCUCACGCCAAGCGUGGCUUUCCCCGCCACACAGAUCCACCAGAUGGGGGCGCUCAACAUCAACAGCCUCCCACCCACCCCCAUGACCCCGGUGUCGGGUGAGUUUCAUCAAACCCUGGCAGGCCUCAGUUCUCCACCAGCCAACAUCACCACCUCCGCCGUGCCCAGCAUCGUCACGCCCAUCGUCAACGGAUUCACCGGCAUCCAUCAUCAGCCUAACGGACACCCUGCUGUGGAGACUGUGUACACCAACGGCCUGCCGCCCUACUCCACCCAGAGCCCCACCGCUGCGGACACCCUCCAGCAAGCCUUCACUGGAGUACAGCAAUACACAGCGAUCUACCCAGCCACCACACUGACUCCCAUUGGCCAGACACUGCCCCAACCACCCCAGGUCAUCCAGCAGCAGCAGCAGAGAGAAGGUGAGGGUCCUGAAGGUUGUAACCUGUUCAUCUACCACCUGCCACAGGAGUUUGGAGACAAUGAACUCAUGCAGAUGUUUCUGCCCUUCGGCACUGUCAUCUCCUCUAAAGUUUUCAUGGACCGGGCAACCAACCAGAGCAAGUGCUUCGGCUUCGUGAGCUUCGACAACCCUGCUAGUGCACAGGCAGCUAUUCAAGCCAUGAAUGGCUUUCAGAUUGGGAUGAAGAGGUUGAAAGUCCAGCUAAAGAGACCGAAGGAUGCCAGCCGCCCUUACUGACACAGCCUACCUUCAGUAUUCAUUGCAGCAGCACAGGUUUUAGAGGACACGUGAAGAUAUCUCGGAGGAGUUAAACUUUUUUUCUUUGAAAGCAAAAUAUGUUUUAAAAAAAAUCAACACAUAAGGAAUUUUUGAAGACAUAUCAGCAUUUACUUAUGAAGAUAUAGGUUACGUCAGAAAAAACGAAGAUGCGAAAGAGGAGGAGGCACUUCACCGGGGGACUUAACAGUAACAGAUGGCACAGUGCAAGAAAGACGAGAAGAAAAAAAAAACUGAAAAAAGAUGUGAUGAGACUGAACAACAGAACUUUUUCUUGUUGAGACUUGAAUUGUUAAUUAAGCAACAAACUAACAAACAAAAAAGCAGCAACAACAAAUAGAUUUCUAUAUACAUAUUAUAUACACAUAUAUAUAAGGAAAGAGGCGCUUGUGGCUUUUACUGUACUGGACAAAUGAGGGUUAAAACUUGAAGAUCAAGAAACACAGUGGAAAAAAAGAAGCUAUUCUAUACGUCCACUGACAGACUUUCUUUCUCUUUCCCUCUUUCUCUUAUUCUCUCACCGUCUCUCAGCAAGCGCAGAACUAUGACUCUUGGAGGUCACUGAGGUUUCCAUUAGCAACAGUAGAACUGCAAAUCUUUCACCCCUAAGGGACCAAAGGACCAAACAUUUUUAUUGUUCUGAACAGUAAUAUAUAGUAUUAAUGAUACUAAUACUACAAACUACUACUAAUAAUAUUACAAGUUAAACUUAAGAAGAAAUACUAGCUUCAGGUUGAAAAAAAAAAAAAAAGAGGAAAGGGGUUUUGGUUUCUUUUCCUUUUACAUUUAUAGCUACUGGGUUUGAAGAUAUUAAAAGAAAACAGAAAAAAAAAUGUAUAAAAAAAAAUAAAGCUAUACUAAUUUAGUGGCGUAGAAUAUGUGGGUUAGACGUUGAUUCGGGCAUGUUCAGAUAUGUCAUUUUGCCGCUCAUUGCUUUUCAUCCACAUCACAGCAUUUCAUCUCAGAGGUGUGGGCCGUCGGCGUUAUUGUGUCGGUAGAAGGAGAAAACAGUCUCGUAGUGCCAAAAGUGACACAAUAACAGCCUCUUAAACCAAACGUUACUGAUCUACAGUGUAUUAAGCCGUGCCAUGCUGUAUUCUGCUCUUGCCGGCGUGUCGAAAUUCCAUAAUUGAAGCAAGAGCCAUUCCAUGUCAUCAUUAAAGCCUUGAUAUUACAGAUAAUCUGACCAUAAAGCACUGUGGUAAAAGUGCCACCCGGCUGAGCUGGAUACGCAGCAGUAAAACAGCGCAGCAUCUGUAACUGCUUAAUAAAAUAUACAAAUGAGCCUGACAGCAGUUGUAAAAAUUUCCAUCGGCGUGUCACUGUGGUCCCUGCCGGGUCGUGCCCUCGCCCGCUGCCAAGCUCCUCCAGCUGCUCUCAGCAGGCGAGAGCAAGACUCCCCUCCUCUUUCUCCUCCCCCUUUCUCUCGCUCUCUCUCUAUCUCCUCUCCUCACCUCACCUCCAAGUGCCAGCAUAUCUCUCUCUUAAUAGGGACCAUCAGUUCACGGGGGCCGAGAGCUAACCCACAGCAUAAUUAGGAUAAUGAUAAUAUUGAUCAGAUGGGGAGCAGCACCGCGGGGCAAGAGAUGCACAAUCAAUUACACAUUGGCAUUUCGAAUGAAUUGACUGAGUGACAGUCUAUUUUUCUCUCAGUGGCUGGAUGGGAGUCUUUUCACCCAACCCCUCGCUUACUGUCUUAGAGGGGAUCCCAACUCUGACGGAGGCAGCAUCUCCUGCGGGGACCUUUAAACCUAUGUCAUUAUCGCAACGAAAGAAAAAAGUUCAGAGAUUUACACGGCUGUGACAGGAUCUGUAUAUAGUGUUUAGUACAAGUUCUUCAGUGAAGAGCAGCUGUAUAUUUUUUUUUUCCAAAGGGUAUAAUGGCACAGUAAGAGCUUGUACACGGUGAGGAACAGCCUGGAAUUACCAGCCUUAGGAGGUCAAAUUAAGAGCAAAAUGAUCCAUCAAUUAGACAGCAGCAGGCCUGUAAGUGUAGCUGCUACAGCUGCUGCUGCCUCAACAAGACGACAGCUUACCAUUAGCGCCGGUCACACAUGGCUCCUAUGCAGUGUGGUCACGACACAUCACACAGUAUCAGAUGUGAUUAAUUAACUGAAGUAGCGUCAUCUGUGGUGAUGCUUUCAAAAAAACAAAAAAACACAGUACAUCCGAGAUGAAAUCUGUCUUUCAUGACUUUUUUUUUUUUUCCAUUCCACUCACAUUUUCUCAACUUCAGCAUCCACUGAGUUGUCUUUUCAUGUGUUCUUCCAACAUGCCAUUCGUUGACUCACUUUGCUCUGAAGCAGCUUGCCCCUCAGGACCUCAGCGCUCUGAUCAUCGCUCUAAACAUAACAAACAUCAGCCCUUCAGUCAUCGAAUCACAGUGCUGGCUCUAUGGCUCCAUCCACACAUGUAGACUCUUCAGAAAACAGGGCUACUACGCCUCUGUAGCCUGAUGACUUGUGUCUUUUAGUUUUACUUUGGCUCGCCACUUAAUUAGUAGGAUUACUGCUUCACAGGACCAGUAGUAUUAGAAAGGGGGUGUUUAAUUCCCAGGAAACCGUUAACAGAUAUUACCCACAUGUUCUGUUGCGGGGAAUACAUAGAUGCUGCAGAAAGAAAGAAAUGCCUUUUCUUAUCAUGAAUUGCCAAAUUAUGCAAACAUAUCCACUGCAUUUCCUCAUCCUAAAACUUCAAAUGUGUGCCAGAUUCUUUGAAAAUUUAAGAUUUCUUAUAUAAAUGUGUUAAUUUUCAGGAAAUACUGAUCAGUGGGAAGAAAUAUUUGAUUAUCUGAUGUAUAAUCUUGUCAGAGGACGGUCGGAGGCUGUAAUGAUGUAGAAUAGGGUUUUCCAGUCAAAGGUUAGCUUUCAUAUAUAUUUGCCAGAAGACAGCUUCCUUUCCCCUGGUGAGUUACUGUUAGUUUCCUCUCUCCUGUCAGGGCCCAGCAGCUUUAGGAAGCUGUGAUAUAUGCUCUCCUUUCCCGGGGCCAUACAGGGCCUUAUAAACCCACUCAAAAAUCUUUUCUUAUGGGAUUUCUACUAGAGAGUUUUUUAAAUUAUUAAAAUCAAAUUAAAUUUGGCCUUCACAACAGCUUGGGUAAUGCAAAUUAAAGAUGCCAGCUGUGGCUGAAAUGUAAUGAGUUUGAAAAGAUGUUGAGUUAAUUUCAUUCUGCCAAGGAAGGGGGAGAAAAAAAAUGAAAUUUGAUCGAACGCAAUUAAAACAGUGAAGGUUUGUGGAUGGAGAAGAGAGUUUCAGUGUAGUGCUAAGCCUGAAUAUACAUAUCUACUGUGAAAUUUAGGAAAGGGUAAUGAAAUGACUGAAAGCUAAUUGAGUUUAACAAUUUUGAACUGACUGAAAAUCCAUACAAAAAAAGUCAGGAAACAGCAGCACUGAUUCCAGUAGUGUUAUAAUUAAGCUGCAUGAUCAAACUAACGUUUAUAUUCUGCAUUGUUUUUACUUUUGCAUCCAUUUUCUAUCAGUUUUUAAAAUAUUUGUCAUCCUACCAUGGUGCCCUUUCAAUCUCUGAGCAUGCUCAAUGGGGGCUGGGAGGGUUAAAGAUUAUGAUUAUGGUACUACUCGUAUUAACAAUAUGAUUCUUUAACUAUGGUUUGAAUGCUAAGGAUAGUAGCUUAUUAUAAAUAUGAAAUCUGUAUAUUAUGGAAAAUCAGCACAGGACCUUUCUUUGGAUACAUAUGGGUUUAGGGUUUGAAAUGGGGGAGGGGUCUUGGGGAGGGAGAGGGGUUAUCGCUUUAUAAAGAUGUUAACUUUCUGGUUUCUCAGCACAAAGCAUUCAAAAAACAUAUAAACAGCAGUACGGAGUCUGUGAAGAAGACUUUUCUGACAUACAGGGCGCAAAAAGAGGAAUCUCAGUACUAUUCUUUAAACCUGGAGGAGAACAUGCAGUUUUGCAGGUUGUGUUUCUUUUUCUUA